Molecule: messenger RNA, 483 nt
Organism: Triticum turgidum subsp. durum (durum wheat)
Lineage: Eukaryota; Viridiplantae; Streptophyta; Magnoliopsida; Poales; Poaceae
Source: the annotation of a GenBank genome assembly
AUGGCGACUGACGUCCUCACUUCUAUACCCAAUGGACGAGAGACGGACAUGAAGCAACUGGAUGCUUCAACAUGGAUUGCCCUGGCUUCAUACGAGCGAAUGGCGCUGCCAUAUCUCCAGGACAAAAAAAGCGGAGACUGGUGGGUGUACUAUGGCUUCAAUAGCGUUCCUACGGGGGUGGGAUACUUCCCAAAGUCAUUGUUCAGCUACCUGGCAAAUAAGGCAAACCAGUUGGCAUUUGGUGGUGCCGUGGUUGCCCAUAGGGCGGCUUCAACUCCUUCGAUGGGUAGCGGUUCCUUCCCUAAUGGUGGUCAAGGGCGCGCUGCUUCUUUCACUAACCUUGGUAUCAUUGACAAGGAGGGGAACACCAAGCCCAUCAUGGCAGACUUCCCCACGUUGGUUACUAAUAACAAAUGCCACUCUAUUACUCCUAUCAAUCAUGCUGCAUGCCUUUAUGGCGGUCCUGGAGGUUGUGUGAGAUAA